CCCUGUACUGGUCCUGACCACAACCCCUUAUUGGACCUUCUCCUUUCCUGGACCUUAUGUGAGCUUGUCAGUGUUGUUGGUUUAUUUUGCUGUACGUCCUCUCGUCCUCGAGUUUGGGACAGUUGGGACAAAGCUUAAUGAACUCUAGAUAUGUCUUAUAUACAAUGCUGUGUCUAUGAUGUACUGCUCAUGUUAUUUAUAAUCUUUAAUACUUCAGCUUUUUUAACUUGCAGUGCACAGAUUUUUAAAAACAUGACGUUCAACUUGUGCAUCUUUGUGUAAACCUCAAAUGCUGAUGUAAACAUUUUGGUGCCUGAGACUCAGAUGAUGGGGACGUUUUUUGCUUUGGAUCAUUAUUAUAGUUGCUUUUCAGAGCCUAAACCCUUUUCAAGGCUCCUUACAUUAAAAAUUCAAAGGACUUACUGACGUGGGAAAAAUGUUGUUCCACUACACACACAACUUGCAAUAAAGAAAAGGCCUUGUCUGAUGCUGAGGGGCCAACAAACCCAGACUCAGGGGAGCAGACGUUGUCAUUAUUUGACAGAAACUCGGAGGGAGGCUGCUUCGUCUCUGCCAUAGAAGCCAAAACGGGACAGUGCUGAGAGGAAGGAGAGCGAACGCUUCACUGUACACCGGCCCACAGAGGACGUGACUGUAUAAACCUCUGGACUAUGGAGUUCUUCAACUCCGCUCUUGGGAGGAACAUCACGUUUGUGCAUCCUGCGUAUUUCAUAAUAGGUGGUUUGUCUGGAAUCCCGAACAUUAAACAUUACUACGUGUUUCUGUUCUUUGUUUACGUCAUCUCUGUGCUGGGAAACACGGCUGUGAUGGCCGUCAUAUGUCUGGACAGUAACCUGAGGACCCCAAAGUACGUGGCCGUCUUCAACCUGGCCUUCGUGGACCUGUUUGGCAGCUCCGCUUUGGUGCCUAAAGUCAUCGACGUGUUCCUGUUCAACCACCCCUACAUCUCCUACAGCGACUGCCUGACCUUCCUCUUCAUCUGCUACACCUGCCUCUGCAUGCAGUCCUUCAACCUGGUGGCUCUGUCCUACGACAGGCUGGUGGCCGUCACCUUCCCUCUGCACUAUUCAGUGAAGAUCACCCACCGCUUCAUGUUUUCUAUGAUCGCCUCUUUCUGGGUCUUGGCUAUUGUAGCUCUCCUGAUCGCAGUCGGCCUCAUUACUAGACUGUCCUUCUGUGACUCUGUGCUCAUUAACAGCUACUUCUGUGACCAUGGUCAGAUCUAUCGACUGGCCUGCAAUGACAACUUUCCCAGUUAUGUUCUGAGCUGUUUGUACCCGGUUCUAAUGUUCUGGCUUCCACUAGUUUUCAUCCUGUUGAGUUACUUAUAUAUUUGCUGCACAUUGGUUAAAGUGGCCACGCCUCAACAGGGACUCAGGGCCUUUAAAACCUGCAUAGGUCAUCUGUCAUUAGUGGCCAUUUAUUUCAUCCCCUUGUUGAUCACGUUCACUUUAAUGGAGAAUAUUCAUCCCAACGCCAGGAUCAUAAACCUGUCUCUGACCUCCGUCGUUCCUCCGAUGCUCAACCCCAUCAUUUAUGUCCUGCAGACACAGGAAAUUAAAGAAUCUCUAAAAAGGUUAUUAAAAAUCAGAUUGAAACCUAAAAUAGCAGCCAAGAAGCCGACCUUAAAGUGACUUAAUGUGAUGUGUCUUAUAAUGUAUUUUAGCUUCUACAGUAAUAUACGCUCAGUUUGCUACAAUGGUCUGUAGAAAUAGAAAGUUGUAGAUUCAAGCAUCAUUUACAGUACAAAUAUUUGUAAAAGAAGUUAUGUAACUAAAAUGCACAUUAAUUAUGAUGUAGCUAUCAAACAUAUUUACACAAUUGUUCCAAAUAAAACUAAGGUUUUGUUUUUGUGUGUUUUAAAUACUGACCUAACAGAAAGCUUUAGAUAACGUAUCUUUAAAGAUGCAUCCAUUACUUUAGUUGUGGGAAGUCAUUUUAUAAAGUAAUCUGUACAAUAGAAAGACAAAAAUAAAUAAUAUUCACCAGUUGCUGUCUUUCAUGUAAUUAGUUGUGUCCUUGUUAAAGAUGUUAUACAUUUAUGAUUCUUCUUUUACAUGAGUUUGUACCAACUUUCCAGUUUGCCAGUUCA
Molecule: messenger RNA, 2113 nt
Organism: Betta splendens (Siamese fighting fish)
Lineage: Eukaryota; Metazoa; Chordata; Actinopteri; Anabantiformes; Osphronemidae
Product: olfactory receptor 1361-like
Exons: 1
Coding region: 672-1655 (327 amino acids)
Biological process (GO): G protein-coupled receptor signaling pathway
Cellular component (GO): membrane
Molecular function (GO): G protein-coupled receptor activity; olfactory receptor activity
Source: RefSeq, a predicted model, not a curated record